AGUGGGAUCUAAGACAGUGCUGAGUUACCUGAGUUACCUGAGUCUGUCCAUCCAAUAAGAGAAAGAUAAUGGUGCUGACAGACCCUGAGUUUGAGAGCAGUGUGCUCAUCAGCUCGGAUGAAGGAGUGAGCUAUCAGAAAUACCGCCUCAGCUUCUACAUCCUAAGCCUUCUGUUCCAUCCAACACAGGAGGAUUGGGCUCUAGCCUACAGCCACGACCAGAAGUUGUACGCCUCCCUGGACUUUGGGAGAAAAUGGCAGCUGGUUCAUGAGCAUGUGAACAGGUUCUACUGGUGAGUCAUACGCUUGUCUUCUUUCUUUCRUCUCAUCWUCKUUCGCUUCCUCUCGUCCUCUCUGUUGUCCUGAUCUUUUCCUUUGUUUKCUCAGACUCURAUCACAAACUGUUUUGGAGCAUCACUAGCAGUSUGUGGAACAACGUGCUGUUUGUUUUCUGCAGUGCAAGAGACWGUGAAGUACAUUGAUAAUACGUUUCAACAAGCUAUCUGAAUGACUGGUGUUGCUGGUGGGAAAUGUUGUGUACCAUUCUGCUCAUUUCCACUGUUGAUAUGAUUGGACUGAGUAAUCUACAUCCACAGUGUCACCAUUUCACAUUCUGCCUCAGAUAUCACAUUCUGGUUCAUUUCUCAGAUAUCAUGGCAAUUGCACCMAUCUAAUUAAUCAUUACUUUUUCAUUGGGGGUUAUCCAUGCAUACUGUAUAUACAUAAAAUAGGAAGAUACAGUAUAACAAGUUGUGCCCUGUGGCAUGAGUAAUAGAUCACCCAGGAAGUUCCUGUUGCCUCUCAUCUAAUCACGUCAGCCCUCAUCCCCCCCAACAGCCAACCGCAGUGGCCUUCCCCAUUCUGAGAAAGUGCACACUCAUCACAAAUGUAGCUCUGAAUUUGUUCUGCCUAACUGCUUUCCUUCCUAGCGAUAGAGGGGAUGC
This is a messenger RNA of Salvelinus sp. IW2-2015, 943 nucleotides long. Lineage: Eukaryota; Metazoa; Chordata; Actinopteri; Salmoniformes; Salmonidae. The record is from RefSeq and is a predicted model, not a curated record.